GCUUCCUGCAUCCUUUGCUGCUCUUUCGGAGCAGCUACAGGUGGGCACGGCAGAGCUCGGGCUGCUAAACUUGUGUCAGAGCAUCGCUUGCUCCCUUGCCUUGCCUGUGUGGGGCUGGCUACUGCAGCUUACGUGCGGAAGGAACCUUCUGGCAUCUGGCUGCAUGAUGUGGGGCGCAGCUACCUUCCUCUUGGCCAUGAGUUCGAAUCUGUGGAUUCACCUCAUGCUGAGACUGGUGGUCGGCGUCUCCCUCGCUGUCGUGACCCCGAUCGGCCAAGCGAUGAUCUGCGAGCUCUAUCCAGAGUCUGGACGUGGGAAGGCGUUUGGCUGGCUUCAGUCAGCCAGUACCUUGAUGAGUGCCGCGGUGACAUUUGCAACGACCUGCUACGCCCGAACGAGCAUCUGCGGAGUGUCGGGCUGGCGUGUCAUCAACGUCCUGGUAGCGGCGCUGUCCUGGGGCAUGGCUGCCGCGAUCCGCUGGGCGGUGCCGGUUUCCUUGGUUGCCCCAUCACCGGGGAGGAGGGCGGGCUUGGGCGACAUGCGAGCACGAGUCACCAAGCUGGUUUGCAAGAAGCCGUCGUUCAUCCUCCUGCUGGGUCAAGGUGUGACGGCUGGCAUUCCCUGGAAUGCCUUUGCAUUUCUGCCCCUCUACUUCCAGAUUUCGGGCUUCCCGGACCUGUCGGCCGGCGAGAUUGUGUCAAUGGGAGGACUUGGUGGUGUCAUUGGAGGCGUCGUUGGCGGAUGGCUGGGUGAUUGGGCACACCGGCGCUGGCCCUAUGCAGGGCGAUGUGCUGUGGCGCAGCUGUCUCUGUUUCUUGGAGCGACCGUCUUCAUUGCAGUCAUGAAAUGCUCCGCCAAAUUUUGGGCAGUGGUGUCGCUUCUCUUCCUCUUCAACGUCGUUGCGUGCUGGUGCCAAGCUCAGCAGUUAGAAUCCUAG
Molecule: messenger RNA, 937 nt
Organism: Symbiodinium necroappetens
Lineage: Eukaryota; Dinophyceae; Suessiales; Symbiodiniaceae
Source: the annotation of a GenBank genome assembly